GUUGCGGUAGUACCUAAUGUUGCGGUAAUGGCAAAAUGAUAGCAAAAAGCAUUUUUCAUAGAUGUUUUAUGAUUCAAUUAUGAGAUGCAUCAUUGUGUCCUUGAGAUUUGUCCAAAAACCAAUUGAAAAAUAUUUUUCUUAACAUUUUUUGCUGCUAUGUUCAUAUGUUGUGGUAGUGUUCCUAUCUUCCAAAAUCCCAUAUAAAUUCAAUGAGAUACCGCAGCAUUAGGAAUCAACAUUAAAUGUUACCUCCACAAUAGGAAUAGUGUGCCUAAUGCUGAUGCAAGCAAUUUAUUAUCGAAAACAGAGAGAAACUAUAAUUUUUAUAUUUUUCCAAGCAAAUUUGGAUGGAAAACUACCGAUUACCUUUUUGAAAUCCUUUAUUAGGUGGUGCGAUUUUAUUUUUUAAAUUUAUUUGCACUAUACCACAAGGGCACAUUUACCUUAUCUUAAUUGAAAACAGCUUUUUGGUUCACACUGUACAUCAUGCUUCCAAAAUAACUAUAUACGACUAUACGACAGACAAUCACUCACUAACGCAAUACAUCAUCAGUUUGAAAGCACGUGCCAUUCACUGCAGUUGUUCAGUAUAGUCUACUAUAGAGUUCUAUUACUAAUAUGUCUAUUGAAUUUAGAUUGAACGGAAAGGAUUUCUGCGUGGGUCCAUCGUCCGUUCCCAUCGAGACAUCGCUAAACACAUUCAUCCGCAACCAUGCCCAUCUCAGCGGCACUAAGUUUAUGUGCUUGGAAGGCGGUUGUGGUGCAUGUGUAGUAAAUGUAUCAGGGCCACAUCCAGCGAGCGGAGAAAUUGUUUCCUACGCUGUGAACUCGUGCUUGUUUCCAAUAUUCGCAUGCCAUGGGUUGGAUAUCGUUACCGUUGAAGGCAUUGGCGAUGAGCGAGUUGGGUAUCAUAAAACGCAAAAGGUGCUCGCGCAUUUCAACGGUACGCAGUGUGGGUACUGUUCCCCUGGAAUGGUCAUGAACAUGUACAGCUUGUUGCAGUCUAAAUCAGGGCGGGUGUCGAUGGCUGAGGUCGAAAAUGCAUUCGGAGGGAAUAUUUGCCGUUGCACCGGCUAUCGACCUAUUUUGGAUGCAUUCAAAUCGCUGGCCCACGAUGCUGAGCUGGGACUGAAACAGAAGUUCGCAUGUAUGGAUAUCGAGGACCUCUGUUCAAAAAGUAAUAGAACGUGUCUAGGAAAAUGCCCAAUCACUAAGAAAAUUGAUGACAAGAAGGGGAUUCACAUGAGCUUCAUAGAAAACAAGGAAUGGCAUAAGAUAUACAACCUCAACGAAGUGUUCAUGAUUCUAGAAAAAAUCGUAUCGAAGCCAUACAUACUGGUUGGAGGCAACACUGCGCAUGGAGUUUAUCGCAGAAGUGACAAACUUCAGAUAUUUAUCGAUAUCAGCUCCGUUGAUGAACUACGAUCACAUUCACUGGGAAGCAAUUUGAUUGUUGGAGCUAACGUAUCGUUAACUGAAUUUAUGACAAUUCUAUCUGACGCUGCUGGCAAAAACCCCAGUUUUCUUUACUGCUCAGAACUUGUCAAUCACAUUGAUCUGGUCGCCAAUGUUCCAGUUCGCAACACAGGAACCAUCGCAGGAAACUUGUGCAUCAAAAACCAGCAUAAUGAGUUUCCCUCUGAUCUGUAUUUGAUUUUGGAAACCGUUGGAGCAACUUUGAAGAUAACGGAACUCAACGGAAAUAUCAUGGUCGUAAAACCAUCUGAGUUCAUUGGUCUGGAUAUGAACAAGAAACUUAUUUUGAGUAUUAUCAUGCCACCGAUAGAACCAGCAAAUACCGCAUUCAAGUCUUUUAAAAUUAUGCCGCGAGCUCAAAAUGCUCAUGCUUACGUCAACGGAGCAUUCUUGAUGAAAUUCAAAGAGGAUCAUACUACGAUAGAUACAGUCACAAUUUGCUAUGGAGGAAUAAACCCAACCGUAAGUAUAUUGUGACUUGAAUGGACUGUUACCGAUGCAUACUGGCUUAGAUCACAAAAUUUGGAAAACAAUAUUUUAAGCAUGAAGAUGUUUUUUUUUGCAACAUGGACACUUUGUUAGCAAGAUUACGCCAAAGGUUUCAACGUUCAACUACCUGUACCAUCAAGGAACUUUGUUAUCGUCUCACAAAGUUUCAAUCAAUUAUUUUUCUGUUAGAUGCUGACUUUGUGCCUCAAAAUUUGCUGCUGUAUAUUUUUCCGUACUUACGUUACAACGCACUCAAAAAAUAAAAAAUAAAACUGAAUCUUAUUAACCUCACUUAAGUUACAGCGCAUUAAAAAAAAUCAAAAUUGAACCUUGUUAAAUGUUAGUGUAUACAAUAUUCACAUCAUCUAAGAAAUAAUUGAUCCUUUGUUUGAUAGAAACUGUAAAACAUUGGAAAAAAAUCUCGAAUAGCAUUUCACAAGGUACCACCAUUUUUUCUUGUUUUCUUUUAUUCGCUGUAACUUAAAUAUGGCUAGAUGCACCCUUCUUUCAUCAAAACUAGUACGCAAAAUCUAGUUUUGAUUUUAAAAAAUCUCAUAACAUGUUUCCUUUUGUUGUUUUGAAUGUCGAUGAAAAAUAAAAACUAGAGAAAAAUAGUUAACCUUCCGUAACUCGCGCGGUUGACUACCUGCGUCAGCACCACGCUAAUGCUGAGUACAAAAAGCGAGAUUUUUUCAACGUGUUGUACAAAAUACAACAGCGCGAUCGCUCGUGGGUUAAAAAAUUAAUGAAUAUCCUAUCAAAAAUGUCUACUUUUUUCGUGUUUUGGACUGGAAAUGCUCAUUUUUAUUUAUUUUUAAUGUGAGCUUUCAAAUUGAUUAAACAGCGCAACAUUUUUUUAGUCUCAAAAGUAAACUUAUGUAUUAUGCCACAAAAUU
Messenger RNA from Aedes albopictus (Asian tiger mosquito), 2861 nucleotides. RefSeq lists its product as uncharacterized. The record is from RefSeq and is a predicted model, not a curated record. NCBI's taxonomy places the organism in Eukaryota, Metazoa, Arthropoda, Insecta, Diptera, Culicidae. The transcript has 5 exons. Gene Ontology annotation, molecular function: iron ion binding; oxidoreductase activity; FAD binding. Bases 619 to 1953 code for a protein of 444 amino acids.